GGCGUCCCAGUGACGUGGACGAGCCUCGGCCACUGCUCCCAGUUCGUCCCUGGGAUUCAUCUGAUGACCAGCUCGGAGUGACCAGCUACACGGGAGCUGCUGCAGUCACUAGUGCGUGUGUACGUGCGUGUGUGUGUGUGUGUGUGUGGAUGCAGAGCAGACAUGGACCAGCUCUAACAAUCUGACUGUGUGUUGUGUAAAACCACACGAUGUGGAUGCGUCUGUGAGCCUCUGCUGGGAAACGGGACAGCAGCGGGGACAUUGACUUUUCGGCUGUGUUCCUGCUGGAGGCUGAAGCUGCUCCAUUGGUAUUCUUCUCGGCACCGCCCGGCCCAGCUGAGAGCGUUUGCACUGAAGCCUCGUUCUGUCUCGGUUUGUGUGCUCGAGUGGUCGCUGCGCCCCUGCGACUCGAGCCAUGGGCUGCACGGUGAGCGCCGAGGACAAGGCGGCCGCGGAGAGGUCAAAGAUGAUCGACAAGAACCUGCGAGAGGACGGAGAGAAGGCAGCCAGAGAAGUGAAGCUGCUCCUGUUAGGUGCAGGCGAGUCUGGGAAGAGCACCAUUGUAAAGCAGAUGAAGAUCAUCCAUGAAGAUGGCUACUCAGAAGACGAGUGUAAGCAGUACCGGGCGGUGGUUUACAGUAACACCAUCCAAUCCAUUAUGGCCAUUGUUAAGGCAAUGGUCAGUCUCAAGAUAGACUACAUUAACCCAUCCAGAGCGGACGAUGCCCAGCAGCUCUUUGCCCUGUCUGCAGCAGCCGAGGAGCAGGGCCUGCUCCCCGGCGACCUGGCCAGUGUGAUCAGGCGACUGUGGGGCGACAACGGGAUCCAGGGCUGCUUUGCAAGGUCGCGAGAAUACCAACUCAACGACUCUGCAGCAUAUUACCUGAACGACCUGGAGAGGAUAGCUAAAUCAGAUUAUAUCCCCAGCCAGCAGGAUGUGCUGCGAACUCGGGUCAAGACCACAGGCAUUGUGGAGACUCACUUCACUUUCAAGGAGCUGCACUUCAAGAUGUUUGAUGUGGGGGGCCAGCGCUCAGAGAGAAAGAAGUGGAUCCACUGUUUUGAAGGAGUCACAGCCAUCAUCUUCUGCGUUGCACUGAGUGCUUACGACCUGGUGCUGGCUGAGGAUGAGGAGAUGAAUCGAAUGCAUGAGAGCAUGAAGCUGUUUGACUCCAUCUGCAACAACAAGUGGUUCACCGAGACCUCCAUCAUCCUCUUCCUCAACAAGAAGGAUCUCUUUGAGGAGAAGAUCACUAGCAGCCCUCUCGCCAUCUGCUUCCCAGAGUACACAGGAGCCAACAAGUUUGACGAAGCCGCCAGUUACAUUCAGACCAGGUUCGAGGACCUGAACAAGAAGAAAGACACCAAGGAGAUCUACACCCACUUCACCUGUGCCACUGACACCAAGAACGUGCAGUUUGUCUUCGACGCCGUCACCGACGUCAUUAUUAAGAACAACCUGAAAGACUGUGGUCUUUUCUAAAGGACGAUGCCUGACUGCAUGAGACUGCAACAGCCAUGAGAUAAUUACCGCUUUUCAUAAUGAAAACCCGAAUAGACUUGAUUCCUAAAGGGGACAGGUGAAAGAACUUCAACAAUCACUGACCUGCUACCAUCACAUUGUGUAUUGUUUUAUUAUUAUUUAUGGCUUAUGAUACAUUUUAUAUAUAUAAACACACUGAGUACCUUUUCCCAAGAAUCCCCUUAUUGCAACAGUCCAGGCACUCACCCAAAAUAUUUGAUUUAUAAUUAAUUAUAUGAGCUGAUUGGUUUAAGUGGAAAAUAACUUUUGGAAGUAAAAUGUAUAAUAAUAACAGUAACAUUAUUUAAUUCUGGCAAAUACAAAUACAGUAAAAUGUAUGUAUUUUUCUUCCUGAGCCUUUGAGGAGCAGUUUGAGAGCCACUAGUCUCAUUUUUUCUAUUCAGAUUUAUAUUGUAGUUGAAAGAUUUAAGUUUCAUUUUAUUUAACUGUUUGUUUUUGAAGUUCAGUAAUAGGAUAAAGUACAAAAACAACUUUUUAUAAAAAAAAAUCACAUUAACUUAUGUUAACUAGCGUUGGCAUUUUAUGAACCUUUUGACUGCACAGAGCUUAUUUUUAGAAAAAAACUAACACGCAUGGAGAAUGAAAUAUGGACAAAGGGAAAAUCUUUUUUUUUGUACGAUGUUUACACAGAAUCAAUGUUCUCACAUAUACUCUAGUGCAUUGUUCUGCAUGACUGUCCAUAGAUUAGCCUGUAACCCCCACAAACUGAAUAACAUUCCUGAGUAACUUCUUUAAAGAAACAAAAAACAGAAAAAGGUUAAGUGUCACGUUUAAGAUAUCUGCAAGAUUUUUAAAUGCUUCUGUCUGUUCCUAAUAUGAAUUGUUCUGUAAUCUUUGUUUCAUUCCAAGUCUUUUUCCAUAUGUCUGUGCCUUGAUAUCUGUUUACACUUGUUCUUUAGAGACAUGCUAUCUUCAUAGUGACAAUUAGGGCUAUUUCUACUCCACUUUGAUUCACACGAGCCAUUCUUUGAAAAAAAGCACCACAACACUCAGACAAACAAAGGAAAACUGUUCAUUGAUAUUGUUAAAUGUAAAUAAAGUUUGGUCACAUGA
This is a messenger RNA of Limanda limanda (common dab), 2596 nucleotides long. Its product is annotated as guanine nucleotide-binding protein G(i) subunit alpha-2. The record is from RefSeq and is a predicted model, not a curated record. Gene Ontology annotation, cellular component: heterotrimeric G-protein complex. Gene Ontology annotation, molecular function: GTP binding; G protein-coupled receptor binding; GTPase activity. The coding region runs from base 416 to 1483 and encodes 355 amino acids. Lineage: Eukaryota; Metazoa; Chordata; Actinopteri; Pleuronectiformes; Pleuronectidae. The transcript is spliced from 9 exons. Gene Ontology annotation, biological process: gamma-aminobutyric acid signaling pathway; adenylate cyclase-modulating G protein-coupled receptor signaling pathway.